Octopus sinensis (East Asian common octopus) is the source of this 383-nucleotide messenger RNA. RefSeq lists its product as uncharacterized. The coding region runs from base 27 to 383 and encodes 118 amino acids. The transcript has 3 exons. The record is from RefSeq and is a predicted model, not a curated record. NCBI's taxonomy places the organism in Eukaryota, Metazoa, Mollusca, Cephalopoda, Octopoda, Octopodidae.
CUCUCUCUCUCUGUUUUUCAGUCUACAUGGAAGGAGACGGCUGCAAGAGUCAAAGACUGACGGGAGCCACAGUGUUUUCACACCACAGAACAGCCAAUAAGAAACUAUUCAAACACAAAACAGAAUGUACAAUGACGUUUUAUGCCGCUAUUAAAGGCUGGAAGUUAAUGCUUCGUAUGAUUGAGCUGGACAUUCCAGACCGGACAUCAAAAGGCAUCUGUAAUGAUGCCGUCUACAUUUAUGACCACAAAUCUGUUUAUGCUAACGGCAUGGACGAUGCUGGUGGUCAAGGAGGAAUUUGCGGAAACAGACUGCCUCCAACUUUAUAUUCAACUGAUUCGGUAAUGACCGUACAUUUUCGCUAUUUAAGUGAUCCUUAUUAA